Linum trigynum is the source of this 375-nucleotide messenger RNA. Lineage: Eukaryota; Viridiplantae; Streptophyta; Magnoliopsida; Malpighiales; Linaceae. The record is from the annotation of a GenBank genome assembly.
AUGGAUUACUUGAUGGAGCAGCUCCUACCUAUGUGCGGGAGGCUGCUCCCGAUCUUCGGGCCCUUGUUCGUGUCGGACACCAUCAGACAUACCCUACUCGUGGCCUACAACUUGGGGGCGGCGUCCUUCUCGAUAAUCUCCGUCAACAUGUCCUCAGCAUUCCUGAACUACAAGGUCGGCAACCUAAGAGCGGCUACCGUGGGGAAUAAGUGGAGCGUCAUGGCCUUCUUUGCGUCAUUGUCCAUCAGCUUGGGCCCGAUGACGACGGUGCACACCUCCGAGGCGCUCCGAUGCUCGGACGUGGUCGAACGUGCCCCACUGGUGUGGUACAGCUUGGCUGGGGCAGUGUCCUCGAUGACGUUCAUCAACAUGUGA